AUGACUCGAUUAAUUGGAAACUUUCUCAUGUUUAUAUCAACUGCAUUCACACUGAAUAUUGAUGGAAAGAUCCUCUGCCCAAACGGCUUUCAAGUCUAUAAAAGCGAUUUUUCGCUUUACACUCAAAAGGGAUCUGAACCGCUUUACCGUCACUCGGAAAUGAACAAUGCCGAGUUUUGCGUCUCAACAGAACCCCUGCAGUUAAAGAGAGGAGAAAGACUUGUGCUGAACAUCGACUACACGUGUAGAAUGCUUUCAAAAGUUUGCUCCUAUUCGGAUUCAAUGAAAGUGCCAAUGUUGCUUAAAUCGCCAUUCAAGCCCCGUUUCGAGGCAAGCGAUGAGAAAAAGAUCAAAUGUGGACGGCUUAAAUUCAAUCCAGAAGAGAUUGAAGCGAAAUACUUGAUGUUCGUUCAUCCU
This is a messenger RNA of Mesorhabditis belari, 417 nucleotides long. NCBI's taxonomy places the organism in Eukaryota, Metazoa, Nematoda, Chromadorea, Rhabditida, Rhabditidae. The record is from the annotation of a GenBank genome assembly.